UUGUCUUCGUCGUCUUCAGCCAGUGACCUCCACAUCCAGCGAGAUGAAGACGGCGAAUUUCGGCGACUAGACAGAGGAGCCACGCGGCUCAAUUUUCGGCAGAUGAAGAUGGCGGCGGCUUAUGAGCUGACUGUGGAAGGCGGCACCGGCCAGUUGCCUGAUGGCGACGGCGGGAGGCGCGUGUUUGCUGUGCGGCAGCGACAAACUCCAUGUUCGAGGGUGAAGCUCCCGUUGGCCGCUUCUACGAUGGUCGGUGGCGGAGCUGAGUUCUACAGUGGUGGUCGUUGUCGGCGACGUUGA
This is a messenger RNA of Striga asiatica, 300 nucleotides long. Lineage: Eukaryota; Viridiplantae; Streptophyta; Magnoliopsida; Lamiales; Orobanchaceae. The record is from the annotation of a GenBank genome assembly.